AUGGCUGGGAAUAAAGGAAGAGGUCGUGCUGCCUAUACCUUUAAUAUUGAGGCUGUUGGAUUUAGCAGAGGUGAAAAGUUACCUGAUGUAGUGUUGAAACCACCUCCACUAUUUCCUGAUACAGAUUAUAAACCAGUGCCACUGAAAACAGGAGAAGGGGAAGAUUAUAUGCUGGCCUUGAAACAGGAAUUGAGAGAAACAAUGAAAAGAAUGCCUUAUUUUAUUGAAACACCUGAAGAAAAACAAGAUAUUGAAAGGUAUAGUAAAAGAUAUAUGAAGGUAUACAAAGAAGAGUGGAAACCAGAUUGGAGAAGACUCCCAAGAGAGAUGAUGCCCAGGAAAAAAUGCAAAAAAGCAGACCCAAAAUCCAAAAAGGCAAAAGAUACAGACAAAGGUACUUCACUCGCUAAUACUGCAGAUGUUUUGAAAAAAAUUGAGGAAUUGGAAAAGAGAGGUGAUGGUGAAAAAUCAGAUGAGGAAAAUGAAGAAAAAGAAGGAAGCAAAGAGAAAAGUAAAGAAGGCGAUGAUGAUGAUGACGACAAUGAGGAUGCUGCAGAGGAGGAGUAUGAUGAAGAAGAGCAAGAGGAGGAAAAUGACUACAUUAAUUCAUAUUUUGAAGAUGGAGAUGAUUUUGGUGCAGAAAGUGACGACAACAUGGAUGAAGCAACCUAUUAG
Messenger RNA from Marmota flaviventris (yellow-bellied marmot), 675 nucleotides. RefSeq names its product RNA polymerase III subunit G (gene Polr3g). The record is from RefSeq and is a predicted model, not a curated record. Gene Ontology annotation, biological process: cell population proliferation; transcription by RNA polymerase III. Gene Ontology annotation, cellular component: RNA polymerase III complex. Lineage: Eukaryota; Metazoa; Chordata; Mammalia; Rodentia; Sciuridae.